This is a messenger RNA of Suillus subaureus, 1053 nucleotides long. RefSeq lists its product as uncharacterized. Lineage: Eukaryota; Fungi; Basidiomycota; Agaricomycetes; Boletales; Suillaceae. The coding region runs from base 1 to 1053 and encodes 350 amino acids. The transcript is spliced from 4 exons. The record is from RefSeq and is a predicted model, not a curated record.
AUGAAGACAGGACAGCAAGUGAAGGCGGAGGCUGUGAACAUCUUCAAUGCAGUGCUAACAAGUGUCACCAAAUGUGAAAAGCUGAUGUGUUCCCUUCAGGAAGUUGAGGCAUAUUCCAAACUUUACUACCAGAGGCAUGUAAAGUCCAUGGUUGACAAUGAACUAAAGGCAGAAGCUGAGGUACUGCAAACAAAGAAUGAGGCACUUACCAAUGGAAUGCAUGUAGCCAUUGUCAACAAGGAGACAGGGAACUUAUAUGAAGCAGAGACUGAUAAGGUUAAGGCAGAGGUAUGGAGGUACAUCGAAGAUGCAAAGAUGCACAGAGACAAUGAGAAGGAGGUUAUGUGGAGCAAAGACGAUUAUGGGAGAAAACUUGCUGCUAUGGUCAACAAAUUCUUGAUGGGACUUGCAGAUGCAACAGGCUUUUCAUUCUCCCUCCUUGUGGGUGGUCCUUCUCCAGAGCUUUGUGGAUUGAUUGAUGUCUAUAGUUUUCACAUAUGUAAAAUGAAAUAUGGGAAUGACUUUAGUAAGGCAUAUUUGGAAUUUGAAAGCACCAUUAUGUCUCCUUUCAGAGACUAUCUGCACCAAAAUCCAACUCAAUUCACAAAUCUAUCAAUAGCAGAGGCCACAGCAGCUUUGAAGGCAAGGCUAGGGGAUGGUGGUCGUUUGACAUUGAUUGGUAUAGGGUUACCUGAUGACACAUCUGAUCAAGUGAUAUUCUCACUUUCAGAUAUAUUGUCCCAUGCAGACAAAGUCACAGAUAUCAAUUUUGAGGGCUUGACUGACAUGAGUUGGCCAGUAGACAACUCAUUCUGGGAGGGACAUAGUACCCAAAUCAAUGCAUUUGAGGCAUCAGGUGGGAAUCUGGACCUGCCAUACUUACCUCCCUACUCACAAGCAGCAUCUGCCUUGGAGUCGCUGUCACCCCCCAUAACUCUACCUCCUGUCUUCAAGCCACUGCCACUGCCAGUACCUCAGGCUGCUUGUUCAUCCCAGUCUUACCCUGCAAAUAUGUUUGCUAAAGUUUCAGCACUGCUUCCAAACAUAUCUUAG